AAGAGUAGUCACUCAGAGAGCAACGUUAGCGUUGUAAGCAAUUUAGAUUCGGAUGUGGCUAAAGCGCCAACAACCAUCGAUAAUGGAGAGGUGAGAUUACUUUUACUCAUGCAAUACGGUGAUCGCUUGAUGGACGAUUUGAUGAACACGUUCUGUGACCGACUUCAAGCUGCAUGUCCUCGUAAAAUUGAUGGCUGUCUAGCAAUUCAAUUUGUCCUGGUAGGAGCAAGAUUUUUUUUUGACGAAGAAGUACGCGUUGAUCGGCCAGCUCAUCAAAUUAUUUUCGAUCCUGACAGAGUUCAUUACGUCGUGGUGGAUUAUGAGCCAAAAACCAAAUUAGUUGUUUUAUAUGACUCAUUAGUUGAAAAAGGUUCAAAUGUUACCAAUCUGGUAAGUUCAAUAAGCACUACCUCUGCUGCGAAAAUCUACUUAAAUUUUUGUUUUACUCGCUAG
Angiostrongylus costaricensis is the source of this 453-nucleotide messenger RNA. The record is from the annotation of a GenBank genome assembly. NCBI's taxonomy places the organism in Eukaryota, Metazoa, Nematoda, Chromadorea, Rhabditida, Metastrongylidae.